Molecule: messenger RNA, 657 nt
Organism: Drosophila takahashii
Lineage: Eukaryota; Metazoa; Arthropoda; Insecta; Diptera; Drosophilidae
Source: RefSeq, a predicted model, not a curated record
AUGGUACAAAAGUUUACAGUAAACCAGUUCAUAGCUCAUCCCAGGUUUAACAGACGUCGGCACGAGAAUGAUAUAGCUCUAAUAAGACUAAGUAGCAUUGUGGAGUAUAAUGAUAUCGUCAGGCCAAUUUGCAUUAUUGUUGAUGAUGCUGUACAUUUUGCAAAGGAUGUCCAUGCUAGCGUUUUCGGCUGGGGCGUCACGUCUCCUAACUCCGAUGCUAGCGAUCAAAUUAAUACCAUCGAAGUAAAGCGGCAAAGCCGGAGCGAAUGCUUUGAAUCCCUAAAUAGGGCCAUCAGCAUCAGCGAUGAGCAGAUAUGCGCACGAGCAUUGAACGGAGGCGAUUCCUGUGCUGGCGACUCCGGUGGUCCCUUGGGGGCGGAUUAUACGUAUCAGGGGAAAACAAGCUACGUGCAGAUUGGGAUCGUGAGCUCCGGUUUAGGUACGUGUGACAAUUCGGGCAUUUACACCAAUGUGGAGAGCCACCAAACCUGGAUAGUUAAUACGGUGAAGAAAUACGCCGGCCAUUUAUUUGACGAGUGUGGCAGAUAUUUCCCUGAUGAGAUUGCAGUGCGUCUUUCCGAGGGGCCUCAGCGCUAUAUUGCAGGCACCCUGAUCACAGACCGUAAGUACUUACUUUUUAUCAGGGAUCGCAAGUAA